ACAUAAAAAAAAAAAACAGAUUAGAAGGAAACAGAGGCAGAGACAGAGGACAGGAAUUAUUUCUUUUUCAAUUAUAUUUUUUAAUAAAUAAAUUCUAAAAUUAUCUCACGAUAUUUACGAAUUAUCAAAUAUUUCCAACAAAAACCCCUCAACUACUCAUCAGCAAAUAGAGAAAGUGAAAAACUUCAACAGAAAAAUAAAUACAAAGAAAUUCUCUUACGACAGAGCGAUUUCCUUGAGCACACUCGUACUCACCAAAAUACAAAGUACGACGAAAACGAAAAUAUAUAUGCAGACAGAAUUUUGUCUUCAGCAGCAACGAUACGAUAACUUUGUGUGACGACGAAGACGACGACGACAAACAGCAGGCAGCAGGAGGAGGAGCUGCAGCAGAAGAAGCAGACGACGAGGUCGAGGUGAUCAGUGAGCAGCGAGAAGUCCAAAUUUCACAAGAAAAAAGCAAAAGGAAGACAUGAAUUCUGUUCAAGAGAAUUGCUCAACAAAGCCAUCAAAGAAAAAGACGAAAAACAAAAGAAAGCAAUGCGCAGAGAAUGGAACUGGCAAUGGCCCUGCUCCCCAAACCCAAUCCCAAUCUCAAACCCAACAGACAGACAGACUAAACGAGAAAUUAAAGCAAGCUCUUCAUAUCAGCUCUUCUGGGAAGGUCAGCAACAACGCAAAACAGGAACACAACGGCACUGACAGUCACCACAACCAGCAGGAGCAGGAGCAAUGUGAACGAGAAGAGUCCCUAACUAAUGGAGGACCAUCCUCACAGAAUGGCCAUGUUGAACCCAGAUUAAACGGGGAUUGCAAUAUUAGUAAAAGUAGUAGAAAUCCUAAGGAACGCAAUAGUUGUCAUGGCUCUAGCAAUGGCCAGGUAAAGAUUCUUAAUGAUCAUGAUAUAGUAGCUAAGGUAAGGGAGGAAGAUGAAGAGCAGGAGGAGGAGAAAGAUGGAAAAGCAAAAAGCAGCACUAGUGGCUUAAGCAACGGCUGCACCCAUCCUAGCAGUAGAAGAACUCCAUCGCCACCACCACCAUCACAGCCACAAGCAACUAAGGAUGAGGGUGAUUCCAAGGAGAAAAUUGACCAACAACAACAACAACUAGAACUAUCACCAGUCAUCGCACAACCUGCCAUCAACUUAGAAAAUAUCCAGAUCGAAUAUAAAGAGUACGAGUCCGAGUUGCAGAUGCAUGAUAUAAUGCGUCUUAUUCAAGCUGAACUGUCGGAGCCUUAUUCGAUUUACACUUAUCGGUACUUCAUAUAUAAUUGGCCGAAGCUGUGCUUCUUGGCCGCUCACGGCAACGAAUACGUUGGAGCUAUUGUUUGCAAACUAGAUAUGCACAUGAAUGUAAAAAGGGGAUACAUAGCAAUGUUGGCAGUACGACGGGAAUAUAGGAAAUUAAAAAUUGGUACAACACUUGUGCAAAAGGCCAUUGAGGCGAUGUUAGCUGAUAACGCUGAUGAGGUUGUUCUCGAAACCGAGAUGCGCAACAUACCCGCACUGCGUCUUUACGAAAAUCUAGGAUUUGUCCGUGACAAAAGACUGUUUCGAUAUUACUUGAACGGUGUUGAUGCUCUUCGACUUAAGCUCUGGUUCAGAUGAGAUUUUAUUUAGUCUUAAAUAAAAUCAUCAAAUUCAAAAUCCUAGACGAGCAAUAAAUAAAUACAUGAACAAGGAAACAUAAUUUUUUCUUUGGAAAUAAAGGAAGGAAAUCUAAUAAUGUGCGAGAGGAUAAAACAAAAUCACCCAUAUUUACAUUUUAUUGAUAUGUGUUCAAAUAUUUUUCUUUUUUAAGUUAACACUUAAAAUUAAACAUGGUCCGUUGCUUCCUUUACCAUAUUAUGGCAAUUGGUUUUAAUUGUUCAAUACUUUAAAUAUAACAAAAGCUUAACAAAACACUCAAUAAUCUCUCGUUUUAAAA
Eupeodes corollae is the source of this 1928-nucleotide messenger RNA. It is a transcript of the gene Naa30A, whose product is annotated as N-alpha-acetyltransferase 30A. Bases 473 to 1609 code for a protein of 378 amino acids. Gene Ontology annotation, cellular component: NatC complex. The record is from RefSeq and is a predicted model, not a curated record. The transcript is spliced from 4 exons. Gene Ontology annotation, molecular function: protein-N-terminal amino-acid acetyltransferase activity. Gene Ontology annotation, biological process: N-terminal peptidyl-methionine acetylation. NCBI's taxonomy places the organism in Eukaryota, Metazoa, Arthropoda, Insecta, Diptera, Syrphidae.